CGGGACUAUCCAAGAAGUGCUGUCCAUCUAUGUUGAUACAGAACUAAAAACUGGACUAACUGUGUCUACUUGCGUGUCUUUUCGCAUGGACUAAUUUUUUAAAUCGAGGACAAAGUUUUUUCAGCUUGGAGAAAUAGUUAAACUGCACACAAGUUUACCAUCUCGGAAAAACUGUCUCGAUUCCAGGACUGGACAAAGUAAAGGUUGAUAUGCCACAUCAGUGAUGGAGCCCAUGACGGUGACGACGUCAGUGGUCGGGCCGGAGGAGUUCGACCGGAAUGCUCCCCGGAUCUGUGGAGUUUGUGGGGACAAGGCCACAGGAUUCCACUUCAAUGCUAUGACCUGCGAGGGUUGCAAGGGCUUCUUCAGACGCAGUAUGAAGCGCAAAGCCAACUUCACGUGUCCAUUCAAUGGGAGCUGCACCAUCACCAAGGACAACCGUCGCCACUGUCAGGCUUGCCGCCUCAAACGCUGCAUCGACAUCGGCAUGAUGAAAGAAUUUAUCCUGACAGACGAGGAGGUGCAGAGAAAGAAGGAGAUGAUUAUGAAGAGGAAGGAGGAAGAGGCGGCUCGGGAGGCCAUGAAGCCUAGACUGAACGACGAGCAGGCACGCAUCAUCUCCUCUCUGGUGGAGGCGCAUCACAAGACCUACGACGCCUCCUACUCAGACUUCUCAAGGUUUAGGCCUCCGGUCCGUGAAGGCCCAGUGACUCGCAGUGCCAGCAGAGCCGCCUCCCUUCACUCACUGUCUGACGCAUCCUCCGAUUCAUUCAACCAUUCACCUGAGUCUGUGGACAGUAAGAUGAACUUCAGUAACCUGCUGAUGAUGUACCAGGAUGGUGCCAGCAGUCCAGACUCCAGUGAGGAUGACACAAAGCUCUCAAUGCUGCCCCAUCUGGCUGACCUGGUGUCCUACAGCAUCCAGAAGGUCAUUGGAUUUGCCAAGAUGAUCCCAGGAUUCAGAGAUCUGACUCCUGAGGACCAGAUCGCUUUGUUGAAGUCCAGUGCCAUAGAGAUCAUCAUGCUGCGCUCCAACCAGUCCUUCAGCCUGGAGGAUAUGUCCUGGAGCUGUGGAGGCCCCGACUUCAAAUACUGCAUCAAUGACGUUACUAAAGCGGGCCACACUCUGGAGCUGCUGGAGCCUCUGGUGAAGUUCCAGGUGGGUCUGAAGAAGCUGAACCUUCACGAGGAGGAACACGUGCUGCUGAUGGCCAUCUGUCUGCUCUCCCCAGACCGCCCCGGAGUGCAGGACCACGCCCGUGUGGAGCAGCUGCAGGACAGGCUGUCUGAUGCUCUGCAGGCCUACAUACGAGUCAACCACCCCGGAGGACGCCUGCUCUACGCCAAGAUGAUCCAGAAGCUAGCCGACCUACGCAGCCUGAACGAGGAGCACUCCAAGCAGUACCGCUCACUGUCCUUCCAGCCGGAGCACAGCAUGCAGCUCACCCCGCUGGUCCUGGAGGUGUUCGGGAGCGAAGUGUCCUAGCUCAGGCUCCUCCAAUCCACACACCCUACCUGGACAUUACAGAAUGGAUAACUCAACACUCAACAGCCUUCUCCACCACCAAAACCGGCAAAUGUAGGAGAAAUGUGGAUCACCGUACAGGCUUGUACAGGCCCUUAUAACCUCCUCCUCUGAACUCACCGCUGGAAUUAGCUCGGACACACUGCAAAAAUAUUGCAGUUAUUAUUCUUAUACCAACAUUAACCUUGUGGCUAGCAUCAACUACCCUAAUCUCUCCCCAAAGAUUGUCUUGCCCCACUUACCCUGGACAUAUGUGUUCCUUUUGUUUUGUGUCCACCUGUCUUUCCAUCCUCACGGCAUCCCCAGGAUAGAGAGGAUUGGCUAAGCAUAUCUUAAAACAACUAGUAAGCUAGAGCUUAAUGCUAGCUGCAUUGCUAAAAUUAGCCUCCUACACACUAUAUAUCAUUAAUCAUUGAUAUUUUAUUCAGUAUUUCAAAGGCCAGGGCUUAUACAUACUUGGGUGAGAUUGAUAUUUUGUUUUAUUGUUUUUGAGAAAAUCAGAUGGCCAGAUAAGAAAGUGCAAAGAAGAGCAUCUCAGAGUCGUGAAGAGAAUUACCAGAAAUGAGUAGAGGAGGUGGGACAUUACUACAGGUGGAGUUCCCUUUUUCAAAUCAAAAGGGAGUCUUCAUGAACUAGAAUGUAUGUAUAAUGCUAUAUAUAACAAUAAGCUGAAAUAUCUUUAUAGAACUAUAUUUAAGAGAAUGAAUCAUGGUGGCUUCUGUUGAAGCACAGUAAUGAGUGUUGCUUGACAUAGAGGAUCUGAAGGCCCCACCUCUAUCAUGUGUUGAAGACAAAUAUGUGCAGAGGAACGGAGUGUGCCAGGAGUCUAUUUUUGUGAUGUGUACAGUGUAUGAGAGUAUUGAUGGACCACAAGGGGGCGCUGCCAGGUUUUGAACAGGGGAGCACAUGCACUGUCUGCUCUUUGGACCUGUGAAGUCUGACGACUGACUUAUAACGCCAUGUUUUCGGGAAUAAUCCAAAAUAUUUGUCGGAAUAGUUUAGACUGCUGCUAAGACCGUCAGUGCAGUUACACAUGUGGAGGAAAUUGACCCACUGCCUGAGACAGACUUACUCUUGAGUUUGGAUUGGCAGUAGAUUCACUUUCAUAUCUUUGGACUAGGACAGAUUUAAAUACAUAAUUACAUAAAUUAGAAAAAUACAUAUUUUCAAACCACUGCUUUAAAGAGCUAGUGUAGCAAUGUAAGUAAUCUUUUCAUAUCUGAUGUUGAUUAUGUAGCCCUUAACCACAUGAUCACAUAGGGAAUUGUACUACAGUAGCUUUAGGGUAAAAGUAUGCGCCAUAGCUAAAUCCAGCUGUCCCAUAGUCUGAAAUAGCCAUGCAUGUAACUGUACUGAGUGGAGCUAGAUAGUUGGAGCCAAGCCAACUAGCUGCUGUUGCCUCAGGGAAUAGUUUGUCUGGUGAUCGCGUGUAUCAGUGUUUACGUGUGUGUGUGGCGUAAGCUUACAAUCAAAUCUGACAGAGAUUGUUUUCAAACCUCUACAUCACUGUGAUAUAAUCCUAAAAUAUAACAGUACAACUAAGCUAAAGGGACUUUAUAUAAAUUACCCAUUCUCCAUUCCUGUUUCAUUUUUUUAUUCAAAUGAUUAUAAUCUCCAAAACUGACACCUUAAGUCACAUGAGUAUUUAAUUAGCCUUAAGAAAACAUGAUAUAGAGAUGGUAGCAAUAGCAUAUAACAUGUAUACUAUAUUAGUGGGAAUUUUUGAAGCGGGGGCAAUAGUAUGGGAGUUGUUUCAUAUACAAAUGGUCACAUCUGUUGUCUGUACACCAGCCACAUAAGCGAGGUUUUGGAUGUUGUUGGGACAUCACUACAUAUCAUAUCUCAUUCUCUGGACACAGUGCAUGCUCGCCCUUCAAACAGGCCUGGAGCCCCCCCUUGUGGACAAACUCUGUAAAUACCACUUUGCUAUAGGUUUGUACAUAGUUAGAGAUUAAUGUAGGCUAAAAUACUAAGACUUCAGUUGAUGACAUGCUCUGGUCGUACAGCACUAUAUGCAACUAGGAGAUGCCUUUUCUGUUUUACUCAGAAUGAAUGGACUGAAGGAGUGUGCUCUGGUCUAUUUUUUAUUUAGACAUGAACAGAGCAUGUGAAUACACUUGAGCUGGGACUUGGUGAGCUUUUUUCAAAUUGGAUUCAUUUGGGGCUGAUGCUGUCACCAAUUUGACUUUAAAACAUACCAGGCUGAGGAACUGGUCAUGUCCAUGUAAACAAAGAAAGGACAAUAUUGGUAAUUAAUCAGUUACAUCGGUAAUUAAUGAAAAUGACUUUAUUAUUAUGUUUUAAUAUUUCAACGUUUAGCACUUAUAUGAUACAUUUCUAAAUGUAUGGUACUACUUUUUGGCAAGGCCAAAUAACUAGAAAUUUUGGCCCAGUGAUUAUUGUGAUGCGUGGACAUAUAAUACAGUAAAUCAGAGCACUUGGAAAGUGGUAGGAGGAAAAAAGACCUUGGAAUAGGACAUGAAGGAAGGGCUUCACUAUUAAAAUGAAUACCAAGAUGUUUGGGUUUAGAUCUAUAUACCUAACAUAAUAUUUAUAAGCUAAAGAGUAAGUCCUCUAAACCAGUCACUGGUAGCUUCUCUCACAUGACAUUCCCAUUGGUGGUUUAAGCAUUCCGUCUGCCUGGGCUUUAACUCAAGUGUGUCCCUAUUGGUUGUAUCACAUGACAAGGGCCACCCUUCUGUCCAUUCCCAGCUUAUGGAUGUACGGCUUUCUUCUUUUUCAUGUCAAUCAAUAAGCUCUGGACAAUUAUAUAGAAAAUCCAUAUUUUUCAAUUGUGUUUUCCCUCAAGAUUGUUCUGUUAUUAGAGUUUGCUGUCUUACUAUGCUUGCGCUGAGACGUUUUCUAAUGAAGCAGAGAUGAGCAGUGGACCUUGGAGACUUUGCUCCAGCCCCACUCGGAUAGUUUCACCCGGAUUCUUCUGAGAUUGUUAUGGGACACUUUGGAGGAGAGUUUUGGACGGUCUCCAGCUGUGCAACUAUGAAGCUAUGUCCGACACAAUCAAACAAACUAACACUGCCUAUAUUGACUCGUAUAGCAACAGCAUGUGCGUGCCUAUUUGACCAUUGACCAUCUAACCACCUCUUUGUUCUGCAAUAGCAAUGUACAGCAGGAUUCAUAGCUUUAACUUCAACAGCUCUGCUUUUCUGGAAUCGACCGUGGCACACCAAGGGCUGACGGGAUCGGAUUGGACUUAAGCCGCUGGAAACUGUGAAGUAGUCAAAAGCAGGAAUGGAUUUUCAGAAACAAUAUUUUGGACUCCAGAAAGCAUAAUGUAUGUUCUGUAAGUCUGUACAGAGUUUUUUGUUUUUGUUUUCAAAAAGGACACGUUGCCACAGGCGGAUGUAGAGCGCAGAGACUGACAAAAAAUAUCGCCUCCUAAAACCCAAAGUGUAUCGUUGUCACCAUCAUACAUCGCAGCUCCUAUGGUUCUGUUUUAUCAAAACAUUGUUAGAUUAGCAAGUGGACUUUCAAACAGCAUCUACAACUCCUGUUUGAUCAAAUGGAAGCAGGGCGGAGACAGGGGACACUGAAUGGAGUUUUAUGGGUUUGUAUUUCGCAUCAUAUGUAAAAGGAGAAGUACGUAUGAGAUAUGUUGCCUACACUGGAGUGAGAAAGCAGUAUUUUGGUUUCAAAAACAGAAUUUAGAAUAUUCCUUAAAACCAAAUGACCCAAUUGCAUUGCACUUUCCCAUUGAUGUAUUUUAGAAGCAUCAACAUAGACCCUGUGUUUUGAGGCUAGUUAUAAUUUGUAUCAAAUUACAAAGUUAUUUUUAUACUUUCUUGAAGAGAGUUUCAGAAGUGUAGCCAUAAUGAUACGUGGGACAUUAAUAUGUGGCAUAUAUAUGUGGCAAAAGCAUUAUCUGAUUCUAUAUGUUAUUUAUAAGUAUUACUUACUUAUUGUAUUGAUGUACCACAAAAUAUAGAUUUUUUUAUUAUAAAAUGAGUUUAGUAAGAGUAUAUCUGGAAUUUCAGAUAUAAAUAUAAGGGCUGAAAGUGGUUUUGUACACAACUUGAAUUUAGUACAAAUGCCACCAAAUAAAAUUCACUCGUCUGGUCAAGGUGCACUAUGGAACUUUUCUGGUGGGGUCCACAACCUUUUUGUCUCAUUGCAUUGAUUGUUAUUGCUUUGCCUCAAAUGUUCCACUGUAUGGCAAUUAACCUGCCUGCAUUCUUACUGUGAGCUGGAUCGCUUCUCCACAGAUCUGACCUGUAACUUGGUGCAGUUGCCUUUUCUUGUCUCUUGCUGAGUUGAAUGCUACACUGUGUAACAUUCUGGCCAAAGCGCAAACAUUCCCAUGGAGACAAAGCAGUGACGGACCCUCUACUAGGAAAGUUACAUAGUGCACCUUGAAACCAUGAAUUCCAUCCAAUUCCAAAAAUGUUAAUAUAUGUAGUAUUACACAAUCUGAAUCCUGUUAAUCUUUAUCAACAAGACUGGGUGAAUGAACCACAAUGAAGAAAAAAAACCUAAUCUUACAUACUCUCUUACUUCUCCUUUGGAAUGCUCAUUUUUACAGUAUUAUCAAUGUUGUGAUGAUGUAACCCUUUAAACCCACUUUCGGUUUCCCCUGCACCGCCUUGCCAUCAACCCAGGUCAGCAGCUCCACCUCAGUAGCCUUAUUACAAAAACCUCACUCAGCUGGAAUCAAAUACCUCAUUUACAGUAUGUACAAUAGCCUUCAAGGGAACCAAACAUAAAGUCAAUACGCAGACACUCGCAUACAUAUACUGACGAAACCUUUGCAGUGUUGAUUUUAGCUCAAACUACAUUUCAGUUACCAUCAGAGCGGUGUGUGUGUGUUUCAAUGUUAACUUCUGCUUUACUCACUCGCUCCUCCUCUCUGCCUCAUUUCUUAAACUGUAUUCAACUCGGCGCUGCAGUUACCCCAACAUACUACCUCUCCCUCAGCACAUACUCAAGACAGUAUAAACAUAUAUUUUUUUGUUGCAGCUUGAUUGUUAAAUAGGAUACAGUUGGUUAUAUAUUUUAACACUAUUUUUGUCAUUUAUGUACAGUUUUAACUCUUUGAUUCUUUCUUCGGAUGCUGGACAAUUUUACCUCAACUCUGGGUUAGCAUAACAAUUAGCCAUCGCUAGGAUUGUCAUAACAGAAGUGUGGACUAGACGUGGUUGAAGAAAAAAACACAUUUGGGAUUUUGAGUAUAAUGUUAAUAUUUUGCUGAAGAAAUGGGCUGCAUAUUUCUUGCUGCUAUUUUCUAUAGAUACCAUUAGGUUAAUGUAAAAGUAUGUCUUGAAUUUUAGCAGUGUUGCUAGCUGCUUAAGUUGAAAGUAGAAAUUACAGUGAAAAUUCUAGACUGAUUUCAUUUAGGGCUGCACAAUACUGGCAAAGAUAUGAUAUUCAACAACAAUGUUUUGUGUUGAUAAAAUAAUAGUAGUACUAUAUUUUAAUAUAUAGUUGUUGUUGUUUUUUUUUUUGUUUUUUUUUAAAUAAUAAUCUUGGUUAAAUUAAAACAAAAAUCAGUUAAUGUACAGAGACAGAAUAUACUAAGUCCAAAACAAGGCUAAAAUUGGACCUAAUAAGGAAAAUAAGGAAAUCUUGAAUAAUUUUUUUUUUUUAUGUUUUAAGAAAACUUUAAACUUUGUGUUGCUGUAAAUCUUCUUGCAUAGUCAAUACUGUGAUAUAUUGUGCAGCCUUAAACAUAUGCCUUAAAUAUAUUGUAGGCUUUUUCAAACCAGUAGGUUAAUAUUAGAAUGGGCUAAUUCACAAAUGUUGGGCCUAUGUAAAGUUCUCUGACCCUCUGUCCACACUUCAGGGCAAAACUAGACACAAAUGUAACUGACUAUUUCUUUUGAAAUUCAACAAUGCCUACAUAAGGAUUAGCCACAACAUAGUAACUGUUUCACACUUGCCUUUGUACCAUCUCACCUUUCUGUCUGACAGGACUCAUAACAUUGGGAUCCCAGCUUACAUUCUAAACGUACGUGUAAUGUUGUUUGUCCUCUAAAUCCCACAUGCUUCUGCAUUCUUCUAUUUCUCCUUUUCUUUGCUGCAUUUAUGUUCACGAUUCUUCAGAUAUGUGUGCUAUAGCAACAACACAGCUAGCCUUCUGACAUGUUUUACUAUAAUAUAUCUUCAUACUUUCAUGUGGCUGCCAUGCUUUUGAUGCUUUUCUGUUUUAGAUAAAGUCAGUGGGCUGUUAUGCAUAAUGCAGAUAUGCAGGCUGACGUGUGGAGUCAGCAGGUGCAGUAGAGAUGCAUCAAUACAUUAGUAAAACCUUCCACUACUAUCACAUUUUUUGCAAUUAGCUGUUAAAUCUUGCAACUUAAAGCAAGGGGUUCAUUCAUCUUUCUGAUUGGAUUUAGUGGCUUAAGAAUGAAAUCAAAAAAGGCAGAAAGGUUUCAAGGGUCAUCUGGGCACAGGUUUGGACACAGUUUUUGUAAUCAUAGGCAGGGCAGUUUCAGUUGAAAACUCGUCUUGAGGGUAGAACCUGUAUAGCUUAGUGCAUUAUAAAUCCUAGUGUCACAGACCAGUCCUAUACAAAGUCAACAAAGGAGUUGAACGCUUUGAUUUAAAAAAAAAAAAAAAAAAAAAAAGUGAAAAGAUGAAUAGAUGAAUACCUUUGAAACCUCUACCUUGGACCACCACCAUGUAAAUAAAACAUAUUCUUUAAACGUAAGGCAAUGUCAUUUGUCAGCCGCCUUGUGAUUGGCUCCAGGUGAAUUUAAAAAUGCACUAUGUAACUUUUCUGGAGAAAGGACAACCACCAGUUUGUCUUCAUCUACAUUGCCUCUAAAUGUUCCUCUGUAGCACUGUAUUAAAUGUAUAACCUCAAUGUUAUUUUUACUGCUAAAGGAUGCAUUCUGUGUGCAGGGUUACCUCUCCACAGAUGUGACCUAUAACUUGCCCUGGGUGUCUCCAUGAUACAAAACAAUAGCAUCUCCACAGAACAGAUGGUGAACCCUCCAUCAGAAAAGUUAUAUAAUUCACCUUUAAAUCAAGUGCAAGGAUUUUAGGAUAGUUGCACCUCUACUGCAUGGUAUUUUGUCAGUUUGGCUUGUUAUCUGGACAUUUCCUUUUCAUUUCUGUGCUACCUCGCUGGCUCGUUCUACACACACUACAGCACACACACCAACAGCCUAAUCAGAAACACUCGUGCACUUGUCUUACGUGCACUCCUCUCUCACCAGCAGUUCUUUGCCAAUGAUGCACUUGCGUUUUCUCUGCUACAUCCUAAUUUUCAUAUUUUUUUGUAUUUUAUUUUCAAUAUUUGUGAUAAUAAUCUCUGGUAUUAGUAUGUAACUCAUGCAAUCAUCCGUCACGUUUGUAAAAUUUAUGGAAAUGCACAUAUUUUGCUCAGCUCAGUUGUACCUUGGUGUGCCUAGAACCCACAGCCUUAUUUUGGGACAAUAUCAGGGGUCACACAGUAGGGGGCGACCUGUUGUUAUACUACUGUUGUGAAGAGAGUCAUAUUACAUUUCAGUUGCUGUUUGCUCCUCUUCAGAUCCAUACAUUUGUUAGAUGCUUCAGCUUUUGUAUGGGUGUCGCAGUAGUUUGUGCAUGGCAGGUCAUGUGCUGUAUAGGCUUACUAAUGUUAAUGAAAGGAUGUAUUACUAUAUAGAAAUUUAAACAUCAUUAUGAAUUUUGGUAUUUUGUAGUUUUGACAGUAUUUAUCCAGUGUUUAUAUUUUGUAAAAGAACUCAGAAUUCAAAUGGAAAGUGGGUAUAUUUACCAGUGAAGAUCGGAUAACAAUAAUCAGUUAACCCAAUAAUUAGAUCAAAUUUUUGGUGUGUUUACAUGCACAAGUUGCCUGGUCACUGGUGAAUUUCCUCAUUUUCAGAUGGGAGCGAUUGACUGACUGGUGGAAUAGCCAAUCAGGGCCAUACAUGGUAAAAAAAAAAAAAAAAAGAAAGAAAAAAAAUCUCACUGGGGGCUGAAAACCAUUGCCUAUUUCCGUAGAAUCAGUGAGAGAAGCACUACAUUCUGUUACCCGGAAGUGAGAGAGAUUUGAUUUGAUUUGUUAAUGAUAUUUGACAAGCUUACACACGUCACUGAACAAAAAAUAAAUUUAAAAAAGAUCAUAAUUGGCUGGGAUUUAGACACAACAGAAGGUGUGGGGACCAGACUGAUAUCAAUCUGUAUUUUAAAAAAAAUACAGAGAUAUCAUUCUGGAUUUAAGAGAAAUCUGAAACAACAUCUGUCAGUUACAAGCAUUUUUAGAGAGACUAUUAUAUAAUUAAUUUUAAAAUAAUUCUUUCAAUGUGUUACAUUUUCUAUUUCAGUUUUGUCUGCCACAUUAGUUUGGCCUUUUUGCAUAAUGUAGGGGUGACCAGUCAGAAAGAAAUCACAUAUCAGAUUACACAUCAGGUUUAACUGUUUUUACAUGAAAUUUCCAUAUACUGAUAACUCCGGAAAUCAGAUAAUGAUCAGAUAUUUGGUGUGCAUGUGAACACACCCUGUCUCAGAUCAGAUUUAGAAAAAAAAACAAAAAAAAAAAAAACUAAGUUGCAGCAGCUGUGGCCUCCUGAAUCUCAAACUACUGCUCAGAAAUAUUCAAAAAAUGUCAAAAAAUAUUCAAAGCUUAGUUGAGUCCCAAGAUAAGACCCCUCCCUUACACCACCAUGCAGUACAAAAGCUAUAAAUCAUUAUAUACCGUUGCCAUGGCGUCGCUGUUGAUGAAGUAAAGUAUUAGCAGCUCCAUACACACCAAUAGUGUUAAAGUGUAUCUUAUAAGUUUGUGCGUGCUUAGGUCCGCCGCCUGUCUGUCGCUCUGUCUUUAGCUCUUCUGUUGAUUCAUUGUUUGUUGAUUACAUUGUAUGUAUGUAGUAAGAUACUAAUGUUCUGGGAAAUCACAAAUAAACAGCUGUACAUAAUGACGCAAACAUA
This is a messenger RNA of Periophthalmus magnuspinnatus, 10390 nucleotides long. RefSeq names its product vitamin D3 receptor A. Gene Ontology annotation, cellular component: nucleus. The record is from RefSeq and is a predicted model, not a curated record. The coding region runs from base 224 to 1486 and encodes 420 amino acids. NCBI's taxonomy places the organism in Eukaryota, Metazoa, Chordata, Actinopteri, Gobiiformes, Gobiidae. Gene Ontology annotation, biological process: cell differentiation; positive regulation of transcription by RNA polymerase II; negative regulation of transcription by RNA polymerase II. Gene Ontology annotation, molecular function: vitamin D response element binding; zinc ion binding; nuclear receptor activity. The transcript has 10 exons.